ACACAUGAUGACAUGGUCUGAUGGUCAUAUAGUCCAAAAAACUAAUCAACCACCCCCGCACGGCUCCAAAUAUACACCACUUGCCACCAACCGCGAUCAUUCCCGAUCAUAUCCACCUCCGUGUGAGUGUGUGAAACACCACAUACACUCACAAAGAUAGAAAUAUAGAAAACAUCGUAACAUCAUGCAGGUGUUGAAUGCGGUGGCGCUAGCGCGGUUCGCCCUCAGAAAUACCGCAGACGGCUUAGCAUCGGAAAUUGAAUUCGGAACACCAUGGUGGUUCAUCUACGCCGGCAUCUGCUGUUUCCUCGUCCUCUUUGCCGGUCUCAUGUCGGGUUUGACUCUUGGUUUGAUGUCUCUUAGUCUCGUUGACUUAGAGAUUCUCAAGCGUAGUGGCACUUCUUCUGAGCAAAAACAAGCAGCUGCUAUCCUCCCUGUUGUUCAAAAGCAGCACCAACUUCUUGUGACGUUGCUUCUAUGCAAUGCAGCCGCCAUGGAGGCACUUCCUAUAUACCUGGACAAGAUGUUUAAUCAGUAUGUUGCUAUUAUACUUUCCGUAACUUUAGUCCUAGCUUUUGGAGAGGUUAUUCCUCAAUCUAUAUGCACUAGAUAUGGCCUUGCUGUUGGUGCAAAUUUUGUAUUGCUUGUGCGCAUAUUGAUGAUUCUUUGCUACCCAAUUGCUUAUCCUAUUGGAAAGGUGUUGGACUGCCUACUAGGACAUAAUGAAGCACUAUUCAGAAGAGCUCAACUGAAAGCACUUGUCUCCAUUCAUGGCCAAGAGGCUGGAAAGGGAGGUGAACUUACUCACGACGAGACAACAAUUAUCAGCGGAGCACUAGAUUUGACAGAGAAGACUGCUCAGGAGGCAAUGACGCCUAUUGAGUCAACGUUUUCCUUGGAUGUCGACUCAAAAUUAGACUGGGAAGCAAUGGGAAAGAUCCUAGCUCGUGGACAUAGCCGAGUACCUGUUUACUCUGGGAAUCCAAAAAAUAUUAUUGGACUUCUGUUGGUUAAAACUCUUCUAACAGUGAGACCUGAAACUGAGACUCCUGUAAGUGCAGUUUCAAUACGAAAAAUUCCAAGGGUUCCAGCAGACAUGCCUCUGUAUGACAUACUUAAUGAAUUUCAGAAAGGUCAUAGUCAUAUGGCAGCUGUGGUGAAGGCAAGACCGAAGAGCAUAAAUAAUUUACCUGUUGUUGAUGUUGAAAAAUCCAACAAGGCAAAAAGCAGCGAUGGCGAGUAUAAUUUAGCUACUCCUUUAUUGUCCAAGAAAAAGGACAACUCUGAGAGUAUUGUAGACAUUGAGAAAAUCUCUAAAGAAAGCAAUACGUACAAUGUGGAGGAUAUUGAUGAGGGAGACGUUGUUGGCAUUAUCACCCUCGAAGAUGUAUUUGAAGAGCUUUUGCAGGAGGAGAUUGUAGAUGAAACAGAUGAAUAUGUUGAUGUUCAUAAGAGAAUACGUGUUGCUGCAGUUGCAGCUGCUUCCUCAGUUGCCCGUGCUCCAUCUGUUCGGAGGUUAACUAGCCAAAAGAACUUGUUGCAUGGCUAGAGACGUAUUUACAAGUUCCAAGAUGUCAUUGAAGGAAUUCUGACAAAUGAAUCAGGGAGGCAUAAAUAGGCAAGGACAAAGUGUGAAGAAGCCCAGUGAUGAGAUACCUACUUCAACAAAAUGAUGAGGGACCUCUCUAUCUAUUGAGCCUGUGUGGGAGAAGAGAUGAGAUAUUAUUGAAAUUUCUGAUUCGUAUACAUAUUCUUGAAAUUAGAUUUAGAACUAGAAGUAUGCUAUGGCGUAAAAUUUUGUAUGGUUCUUUCUGUUUAUAUUUUUUUCGAGAAGAUUGAAACUGUGUUUUUCCCUUUGGCGGUUGUAGAUACUAAGUCAGAGUUGCCAGCAUGUUGGCUGAUUCUUUAUUUAACAUCCUGUGUAACUUUUAAUAAAGCUUCCGCUCCACUGGAAGUUAUUUGCAAUAGAUAAUGCUUCAGCAUUUUUAGUUCAA
Messenger RNA from Spinacia oleracea (spinach), 1994 nucleotides. RefSeq names its product DUF21 domain-containing protein At4g14240. Gene Ontology annotation, cellular component: cytoplasm. The transcript has 14 exons. The coding region runs from base 185 to 1549 and encodes 454 amino acids. Gene Ontology annotation, biological process: intracellular manganese ion homeostasis; magnesium ion homeostasis. The record is from RefSeq and is a predicted model, not a curated record. Lineage: Eukaryota; Viridiplantae; Streptophyta; Magnoliopsida; Caryophyllales; Amaranthaceae.